GAACGGAACACGCUACCUCGCAUCUUCCAUGCGUUUGUAGCCUAUCAACAAUUUCGGAUUGAGAAGAGGCGGAUUAUGAAAAUCGGUGAAGCCGCGACGCUCGGGAUUCGCCUGAGAUCUACGCUGAAGCGAGUGCGAAGGAUGGCGCUCCAGUACCAAGUGUCGCAGCAAGCUUACGGUAAAGCCGACGCCCAUCUCAUCGAUCGCAGACAGAGGAUCGGCCUCACGGAAUUGUGGGAUUGCCGCUACUGGCGCAAGCACUGCCGACGGGCGUUGGUAAAGGGUAAAGCGGUUUAUGAUGCGAAGUGGGACGCCUUUGUGCGGGAGCAGUGGUCUAUCCUCGUA
Messenger RNA from Pelagomonas calceolata, 345 nucleotides. Lineage: Eukaryota; Pelagophyceae; Pelagomonadales; Pelagomonadaceae. The record is from the annotation of a GenBank genome assembly.